Molecule: messenger RNA, 1525 nt
Organism: Neurospora tetrasperma FGSC 2508
Lineage: Eukaryota; Fungi; Ascomycota; Sordariomycetes; Sordariales; Sordariaceae
Exons: 2
Coding region: 62-1372 (436 amino acids)
Biological process (GO): maturation of SSU-rRNA; ribosomal small subunit biogenesis
Cellular component (GO): preribosome, small subunit precursor
Molecular function (GO): RNA endonuclease activity
Source: RefSeq, a predicted model, not a curated record
CGGCCACUUCAAUCCACUCAACAGUAUCACGAUCCCAGUCGUCAUUCGCACCACCGCCAACAUGGAUGCUCCCGCCGUCGCCGAACCCUCGGCGCAAAGCCAGCAGAACCCCGCCCCCACCACCACCACAGCGCCCGCUGCCGCUACCUCGACGACUACGAAGCCCGUUCACUCCCUCGUCAUCGACGCCAACGUCAUCAUCAAGAACGACCCCAGCGUCUCUACUCUUAUCGCCCAAGCCGAGGAGCUCUACACCAUUCCCUCGGUCGUAUCAGAAAUUCGCGAUGAGGCCACUCGACUCCGAUUCCAAACCACCCUCAUGCCCUUCCUCAAGUUCCGCACCCCCCGCCCGGAGUCCAUCAAGUUCGUCACCGACUUUGCCCGCCGCACCGGUGAUCUUAUGGUCCUUUCCAAGCCCGAUAUCCACUUGAUCGCUUUAACGUAUGAUCUUGAGUGCGAGAGGAACGGUGGUGAUUGGCGGUUGAGGAAGGAGCCCGGGCAGAAGUCGGUCAAUGGUGCGCCACCGGCUAAGGAGGGCGAAGAGAAGGAGGCCACAACCGAGGAGAAGAACGACGCUGCUCCCGUAACGGAGGAGAAGACCGAGGAGGUGAAGCAAGUGGAGGAGCAGCUCGAGAAGCUGGACAUUGGAAGCCAAGAGCAGGAGACAACACCUGCUCCCGAGGAAGAGGAGGAAGAAGAGGAGGAGAACGAUGGCGAAGCCUCCGACGACGACGGCGAAUGGAUCACCCCCACAAACAUCAAAAAGGUCCAAGCCCGCGAAUCCGCCCACGUCGCCCCCGAGCCCCUCCAAAAAACGCUCCAGGCAGCCCUCAUCACCUCCGACAUGGCCAUGCGCAACGUCUCCCUGCGCAUCAACCUGAACCUUCUCGACUCCGCCUUUGCGCGCAUCACCGUUCUCAAGACCUGGGUCCUCCGCUGCCACGGCUGCUGGAAAGUGUGCAAGGACACCACCAAGCAAUUCUGCCCUUCUUGCGGCCAACCCACGCUCACCCGCGUUUCUUGCACUACGGACGCCGCCGGCAACUUUACUUUGCACCUCAAGAAGAACUUCCAGUUCAACAACCGCGGAAAUGUUUACAGCAUCCCUAAGCCGACGCACGGUACGGCGAGCGGGAAGAACCAGAAUGUGAAAGGUGGUGGAAAGGGAGGUUGGGGUAAGGAACUGAUUCUCGCCGAGGAUCAAAAGGAGUAUAUCAGGAGGACGGAGGAGGAGAAGAGGACGCGGUAUAGGGAUCUGAUGGAUGAUGAUUACUUGCCGGGUAUCUUGACGGGGCAGAGGCAGGGCGGGACGGGGAAUAAUAGGAUCAAGGUCGGAGCGGGGAGGAAUGUUAAUGCCAAGAAGAGGAGGUGAACGGUUAGCCAGUGUGGCUAGCUAAUGUGCUUGGUUGAUGCUGAGGGCAUCCUGGAUCUGGGCUGAAAGGAAAAAGGGAUGAUUUCUGCUUUUGUUGGUAGUCACUGUCAAUGGCGUCAUGGCGUUAGGUUUCAUCAAAGAUAUGUUUGUUUU